AUGCACAACAAAGCCAACCGCAACAACAACAACAACAACAACAACAACAACAACAACAACAGUAAAACAGAGAAACAAGUCAUGCUGGAAAACCUCUGCACCCUGCCGCUCUCGGCGGACCUGUUCACACAGGUGGUGCACCCCUCCAAGCCUCUGCUUACAGUCGGCCUAUCCAACGGCCGCGUCGAGACCUUCCGCAUCCCAACCAACGAGGACAGCGACGACGAGGACGAGAACAGCAGCAUAACCGGCGGCAAGGGUGUCAUCAAGAGUGUCUGGAGCACCCACCGCCACAAGGGCAGCUGUCGCACUCUGACUUAUAGCACCGAUGGGGAGUCCCUCUACUCGGCCGGUACCGACUCCAUCGUCAAGCACUUCUCUCCCGAGACCGGCGUCGUCAUCUCCAAGAUCGGCCUGCCCCCCGUCAACAGUACCAGCAGUCAGAGCGAUACCCCCGCCAUCCUCCACACCCUCUCGCCCCAGACCCUGCUGCUCGGCACCGACUCUGGCUCUCUCUACAUCUUCGACCUCCGCGAGAAUGGCUCUCUGAACCCCAAGCCCGUCCGCAAGCAUGUCCCCCAUUCCGACUACAUCUCCAGUCUGACCCCUCUUCCCCCUUCGUCUGAGAGCACCUCUGGUUUCCCCAAGCAGUGGGUUUCUACCGGCGGCGCCACCCUGGCCGUCACCGACCUGAGACAUGGCAUCAUGGCCACCUCGGAGGACCAGGAGGACGAGCUGCUGUGCUCGACAGUCAUCCCUACCGGCUUGGGUCCCAAGCACAUGCGCAACAACGCCGUUCUAGCUGUCGGCACUGGCGGGGGUGUCUUAACCCUAUGGGAUCGUGGCGCCUGGGAUGACCAGCAGGAACGCAUCUAUGUGGCUCCCGGAGAGACCAAAAAAGACGGAGAAAGCCUCGACGCUAUUGUCCGUGUUCCCGAUGAGCUCGGCUGGGGCAAGAAGGCCGUGGUUGGCGUCGGCGAUGGCACCAUCAAGAUUGUCGAUCUGAAGCGCAGAGAGGUCCAGACUACAUUCCAGCACGACGAGGUCGAGGGCGUUGCUGCUUUAAACUUCGACUACGAGAACAGGCUGAUCAGUGGUGGCGGCAGGACCGUCAAGGUCUGGGCCGAGGCGGGUUCCGCCCAAGAAGACGAGGAAGAGGAGGAGGUGGUGGAAGCCGACCAAGGUGUCAAGCGACCGGCCGGCAGCGACGACUCGGACGACGAUGACGGGAGCGAUAGCGACAGCGACCGCCCCAAGAGGGAAAGAAAAAAGAAGCGGAGAAAGGGCAACAAGAAGGGUAAACACGGUGGUCCUUCCGUUUCGUUCCCAGGUUUGGAUUAACCAGCUUACAAACAGCGCUUUGUUUGGCAAUACCCAUCUCUUACC
This is a messenger RNA of Neurospora tetrasperma FGSC 2508, 1386 nucleotides long. RefSeq lists its product as uncharacterized. Lineage: Eukaryota; Fungi; Ascomycota; Sordariomycetes; Sordariales; Sordariaceae. The record is from RefSeq and is a predicted model, not a curated record. The transcript has 3 exons. Bases 1 to 1341 code for a protein of 446 amino acids. Gene Ontology annotation, molecular function: protein binding.